Anolis sagrei ordinatus is the source of this 5413-nucleotide messenger RNA. It is a transcript of the gene ADCY6, whose product is annotated as adenylate cyclase 6. Lineage: Eukaryota; Metazoa; Chordata; Lepidosauria; Squamata; Anolidae. The record is from RefSeq and is a predicted model, not a curated record. Gene Ontology annotation, cellular component: plasma membrane. Gene Ontology annotation, molecular function: adenylate cyclase activity. Gene Ontology annotation, biological process: cAMP biosynthetic process; intracellular signal transduction; adenylate cyclase-activating G protein-coupled receptor signaling pathway.
GCCUUUAAGGGCGGCUGGGCCCGAUCCCCGGCAGCCGGGAGCAGAGCGCAGCGGGCCGGGCCUGGUCUGGUGGCGGAUCCGGGCGAGAGGGCGUUUACCCCGGACAGGCGGAGGGAGGAGGAGGAGGAGGAGGCGGAGGAGGAGGAGGAGAAGGAGGAGAGGCCGGGCCCGGAGCAGCAGCAGGCAGGAAUGGAGAAGAGGAGGCGGCGGCGAAGCAAGCGAAGGACGCGGGCCGCGCUGUAAACAGGGGCCGGAGCUGGGCCGCCGGACUCUCUUUCCGCUGCAGCCCCAAAGAGGAGGAGGAGGAGGAGGAGGAGGAGGAAGAGGAGGAGGCGGAGGCCCGAAGGCCAGGAGCAGGUUGUAGUUCCAGCUCAAUGCUGAAGAGGAAAUAAAAGGUGCCCCUCACAGUUGCUGCUCUGCUUUCCCUGUGGGGAUCCAUGUCGCCUCAUCACACCCAGUUCCCAGUGGCCUUUCAGCAUGUCCUGGUUUAGUGGCAUCCUGGUGCCCAAAGUGGACGAGCGGAAGACUGCUUGGGGGGAAAGGAAUGGGCCCAAGCGCCAUCGCCCAGCGCUCUGUGGCCCGCGCUACAUGAGCUGCUUGCAGGACCCGGAGCUGGAGCGAGGAGGCAGUGGGGGACUUGGGCUCAAUUGUUCAUGGCAGGAGGACCACUAUGGCAAGAAGCAGCCACUGUCACCGCCACCACCUGCCAGCGGGGCAGGGGACUUGGGGCUCAAAGCUGUGGACUUGGGCUUUGAGGACAGCGGGGGAGCCGCGGCAGAGUCCAAGGGGUUUUCGGCCAGGGACUGCGGCCGGCGCCUCCUGCACGUGUUCCGAUCCAAGCGUUUCCAGUCGGCCAAGCUGGAGCGCCUCUACCAGCGCUACUUCUUCCAGAUGAACCAGAGCUCAUUGACUGUGCUCAUGGGAGUCUUGGUGCUGGCUUGUGGCAUCAUGCUGGUAUUCCACUGUGUGCCUGGCAGUCCUCGCGUGCCGUAUGCUGCCGCCCUGGCCGUGGCGGCCGCCCUCUUCCUCUCCCUCAUGUUCCUGUGCAACCGGACCAGCUUCCAUCAGGACUGCAUGUGGGCUGUGAGCUACCUAGUCAUUGGGGCACUGUGUGGGGUGCAGGCUCUGGGCACCCUUCUGGUCUCACCGCGGAGUGCCUCCGAAGGGGUCUGGUGGAGCGUCUUCUUCAUCUAUAUCAUCUAUACACUCCUGCCCGUGCGCAUGCGGGUGGCUGUGCUGGCUGGAGCCUUGCUCUCUGUGCUUCACCUGGUCAUCUCUUGGCAUCUAAACAAGACAGACUCCUUUCUUUGGAAACAGCUUGGUGCCAACAGUUUGAUCUUUCUCUGCACCAAUGUCAUCGGCAUCUGCACUCACUACCCAGCUGAAGUGUCUCAGCGCCAAGCCUUUCAAGAGACCCGUGGCUACAUUCAAGCUCGGCUACAUCUCCAACGAGAAAACCGGCAGCAGGAGCGACUCCUGCUCUCAGUGCUGCCUCAGCAUGUUGCAAUGGAGAUGAAAGAGGACAUCAACACCAAGAAGGAAGACAUGAUGUUCCACAAAAUCUACAUCCAGAAACAUGACAAUGUCAGCAUUUUGUUUGCUGACAUUGAGGGAUUCACGAGCCUGGCCUCGCAGUGCACGGCACAAGAAUUGGUCAUGACACUGAAUGAGCUUUUUGCCCGUUUCGACAAGUUGGCUGCGGAGAAUCAUUGCCUGCGCAUCAAGAUCCUCGGGGAUUGCUACUAUUGUGUCUCAGGGCUGCCGGAGCCACGGGCAGAUCAUGCCCACUGCUGCGUGGAGAUGGGCGUGGACAUGAUUGAGGCCAUUUCGUUGGUGCGUGAGGUGACCGGGGUGAAUGUGAACAUGCGUGUUGGGAUCCACAGCGGGCGUGUGCACUGUGGAGUGCUGGGACUGCGCAAGUGGCAGUUUGAUGUCUGGUCCAAUGACGUCACCUUGGCCAACCAAAUGGAGGCUGGUGGCAAAGCUGGGCGGAUCCACAUUACCCAGGCAACACUGCAGUACCUGAACGAGGACUACGAAGUGGAACCAGGGCACGGGGGCGAACGCAAUGCCUACCUCAAGGAGCAUAACAUUGAAACCUUCUUCAUUGUGGGCUGCAGCCAGAAACGAAAAGAGGAGAAAGCCAUCUUAGCCAAGCUGCAAAGGGCUCAGGCCAAUUCCACUGAGGGGCUGGUGCCUCGCUGGGUCCCUGAACGCUCGUUCCCUCGGACCAAGGACUCCAAGGCCUUCCGGCAGAUGGGUAUUGAUGAUGCCAGUAAGGACAAUCGAAGCACCCAGGAAGCCUUAAACCCUGAAGAUGAGGUAGAUGAGUUUCUGGGCCGUGCCAUUGAUGCCCGAAGCAUUGACCAGUUGCGCAAGGAUCAUGUUAAGCGCUUUCUUCUAACUUUCCAGAAACCUGAGUUGGAGAGAAAGUAUUCCAAAAAGGUAGAUACCCGUUUUGGGGGCUAUGUGGCUUGCACCGUGCUGGUCUUCUGCUUCAUAUGCUGUAUCCAGAUUGUCAUUUUCCCUCACUCCGGCCUGAUGCUUGGUGCCUACGUCAGCAUCUUCAGCAUCCUGAUCACCAUCCUUUUUGUCUGUGCCAUCUACUCUUGUCUUGGGCCCUUUCCAGCCACUUUGCAGCGUGUUUCCCGGAAGAUCAUCCAGUCACGGAUUAACAGCACAAUCACAGGUGUCACUGCCAUCCUGCUUGUGUUCAUCUCAGCUUUCAUCAACAUGUUUGCUUGCAGUCGGCUCCGACUCCAAGACUGUGUUGCUGGAUUUCUCAACAUGACUCCUUCUCAUGUGGAGCCCUGCCACCUCCAUGCCCUCAACUAUUCAUUGGCAUCAGAUACUUUGCCCUGCCAGGAAAACGGUGCUUCUAACUGCAGCUUCCCUGAGUACUUCACAUACUCAGUGCUGCUGAGUCUGCUGGCCUCCUCCGUAUUCCUGCACAUCAGUAGCCUUGGAAAGCUGGCUCUGCUGGUGGGGAUGGAAGUUGUGUACCUGGCCGUGGCUGAAGGUCCCCAGAGAGUGCUGUUUGACAACUAUGACUUGCUGGUGGUUGCAAACGCCUUCAGUCCAGCAUUCAAUGAAACACACAGUACUCAAAACUGUCUCGCAGAGGGCAAAGUGGCCUUGCAGUACAUGACUCCUGUCAUCCUCCUGCUUUUUGCACUGGCGCUCUAUCUGCAUUCCCAGCAGGUGGAGUCCACAGCCCGUCUAGACUUCCUCUGGAAACAACAGGCUACAGGUGAGAAAGAAGAGAUGGAAGAAUUGCAGGCCUACAACCGCCGGCUGCUGCACAACAUCCUGCCCAAAGACGUGGCCGCCCACUUCUUGGCCCGCGAGCGUCUCAAUGAUGAACUGUACCACCAGUCCUGCGAAUGCGUGGCUGUCAUGUUUGCCUCCAUCAGCAACUUCUCCGAGUUCUACGUUGAGCUGGAAGCCAACAACGAGGGCGUUGAAUGUUUGCGGCUGCUCAAUGAAAUUAUUGCCGACUUCGAUGAGAUCAUUAGUGAUGAACCUUUCAAGCAGCUGGAGAAGAUCAAGACAAUUGGCAGCACCUAUAUGGCAGCUUCAGGACUGAAUGACAGCACCUAUGACCGUGAAGGGCGCUCCCAUAUCACAGCGCUGGCCGACUAUGCGAUGCGGCUCAUGGAGCAGAUGAAAUACAUCAAUGAGCACUCUUUCAACAACUUCCAGAUGAAAAUUGGACUAAACAUUGGGCCAGUUGUGGCAGGAGUGAUUGGAGCCCGAAAACCACAGUACGACAUCUGGGGUAACACCGUGAACGUCUCCAGCCGUAUGGAUAGCACUGGUGUCCCUGACCGCAUUCAGGUGACAACUGACCUCUAUCAGGUAUUGGCAGCCAAAGGUUACCAGCUGGAGUUUCGAGGAGUUGUCAAAGUCAAGGGCAAAGGCGAGAUGACCACCUAUUUCCUGAAUGGUGGCCCCACCAGUUAGCCUUUGCUACCAAGGGACGUAUUAAGCUGGUCUUAGGCAGUGUGGGGUCAAUUGGUUCGUUCUCUUUUUCUUUCUCUUUCUCUGUUUGCUCUGGAUUUCAGACAUACCCUCCUAAAAUGCUGAGGGGGAAAAGAAGGCACCCUACAACCUCCAAAGUAGAUUUUGCCUGUGGUUUUGGAAAGAGAGGAGCUGUCAGGGGUCACUUUACCCCCUAAGAGACUUAUUUUUUUAUUUAUUGGGAGCAAAAGCCUACCUUGCAGCAUCCCCUUUUGGGCCCUGUGUGGGCGCCGUUUUGGAAGUAAGGGAAAGAAAUCCAUUGCUGCAAACCUUCUGCUUCUCCUGGGAUGAACUGAAGAACCUGGCAACGGGAAAAUGCAGCAGGACUUUUUAAGACCUUGCCUGCUCAUAUUUGUGGAUCCAGAAAGCUGAUGUUUGGUUUUAUUGUUUGUAUGGGGGUGGGGGAGGGUCGUAUCCUUCUCCCAUUCUCUUGGCCAGCAUUGCCUGGAUGUUUUUGCAAGGUGCCCUUGGCCCAGACUUUCAGAAAGAGACGCAGCGCAGUCCUGGCGGGGAAGCGGCUUGCCUCCCACCCAACACCUUUCGAUUGUUGUGUCCCUCUCUUCAGAAGAGCCACUCUGCCUCUGAUUCUUUGUUUCUCUCUUUGACACGUACGCACAUUCACUGUGACAUUUGGGAAUGUGCCUCUUCUUUUGUAGCAGGGGUCGUUGUUCCUGGGGGUACAGUUCUCAUUUGCCAAAUUACUUUGUCUGGCUGGAAUUGAAGGACCUAUGGUGACGAACACUGGGAGCGUACCCCCAAAAAAGGGGGCCUUUGGAUGGCAUUGGUGGUUUUGAUGCCAAAGAGUAGGCAGGGAGUGGGCUUUGUUCCCUCCACUUCCCCUGCCGUAUCUUCUCCCGUACUCACAUUGGAAGAGUUACUGCUUUGGGCUACAAGUCCCCAAAUUCCCCACAACCAGCAUACUUGGGGAUAUGUAGUCCAAAACAGUAACCUUCUCUUUCUCUCCAUGGCAAAGGGAAAGAGCUGUGCCCACACCAUGGAGAGACAACUUGCCUUAGUUUUGUGACAUUAGGGGAGUGUGGUUUUGUCUGUAUCCCCCUUUUCCCACCUUCUUUCUCGUCAUGAGAGCCCAGCAAGAAAGGAAUUAGGUGUUCUUUCAUAGGUGCUCUCUCCUGAAAAUGGAAGUUGGAGUAAGCUCCUUCCUUUCAUUAUGGUCCUUUUGUUACUAUGUGCCAAGUCUCCUUCCUCUGCCCACAAGAUUUCUCUCCUUGGCCUUCACCUCAAAUGGUUUGCCCUUCUGGACUUAGUUUCUUUCAGGGUGGAAGGAGAUGGGGUCAGGGAGGGGAAAUCCUCCAUUUUUAAAAUAUAUGUUUACAAACACCAUUUGUUCCAGAACAGUUCUUGUACUCUCCCCCCCCCCCCCGCCCCCCCCCCC